AUGGAAGGAUUCAUACCUCAUAACAUGAUUAGAUUGGUGUUUUGGAAAUGUCCUCAUGAAAGGUGGUUCAAAUGCAACACUGAUGGAGCUUCAAGGGGUAAUCCAGGAUUAAGUUCUACAACUUUUUGUGUAAGGAAUGAUAGGGGUGUGUUGGUGUAUACAGGUGCAAGAAAGCUGCUAGCCACAACAAAUAUUGGUGCUGAAGUUGCUGUAAUACUGGAUGGGAUCUGGGAUUGUCCCUGGAAGAUUAGUGUGGAAGUAAGGAUGAUCAAGCACUGGAGUAAUAAGGGCCAUGUGCAAUUUGCUCACAUCUUGAGAGAAGGCAAUGCACUGGCUGAUUUUCUAGCUAACAUGGUUUUUGAUUUAGUAGGUUCAAUUAAAAUUCAUAUCUCUCAGGAGUUGCCAACAGCUGCAAGGAAGAUAUUAAAUAGUGACAAAAGUGAAAUGCCAUACAUUAGGCAAUCAAAAUACAAGGUUAGGGAGCCAGAUUGA
Lycium barbarum (goji berry) is the source of this 492-nucleotide messenger RNA. RefSeq lists its product as uncharacterized. The record is from RefSeq and is a predicted model, not a curated record. The coding region runs from base 1 to 492 and encodes 163 amino acids. Lineage: Eukaryota; Viridiplantae; Streptophyta; Magnoliopsida; Solanales; Solanaceae. Gene Ontology annotation, molecular function: nucleic acid binding. The transcript is spliced from 2 exons.